UUUCGUUAUUUUAGAGGAGGCAUGUUAACUAUGCAACCCAUACUAAUGGUUACAUUUCGGGGUUUAGUCACAAACUAGGGCGUCGUCGCUGGAGUUCACCCCGCGUCGCUGUAAGUCGCACCUUCCGCCGCAACUCAACUGACAUCUUCUUCAUCAACCAUUCGUGACCAUCGUCGGAAUCUUGGACUCCUCUGUUCGGCAUCGGCACACAUCGACAACCAUUUUUGCCCAAAAUCGACACAUUUACUCCAUUGUCAUUCUCCCUAAAUCCCCUCUCACGCUACUGCCUUCAACUUCGUACCAAUGGCGCGAGCCAGGCAUCCAGUCCAAAGAAAGUCCAAUCGCACGUCAUCAGGUUCUGGAGCUGCACUGUCUCCCCCAGCUGUCCCUUCGACGCCACUCAAUGGGAGAACACAAAAUGUCAGGAAAGCUCAAAGCCCACCAUCAAGAACAAAGAAAAAAAUACGCUUCAGACCAGGAACGGUGGCAUUGAGAGAAAUUCGGAAUCUCCAGAAAUCAUGGAAUCUGCUAAUUCCAGCUAGCUGUUUCAUCCGAGCAGUGAAAGAAGUAAGCAACCAGUUGGCUCCACAGAUUACGAGAUGGCAAGCUGAAGCUUUAGUAGCUCUUCAGGAAGCCGCAGAAGACUUUUUGGUUCACCUAUUUGAAGAUACCAUGCUGUGUGCUAUUCAUGCCAAGCGUGUAACUAUCAUGAAAAAGGAUUUUGAACUGGCACGUCGAUUAGGAGGGAAAGGGAGGCCAUGGUGAGAAGAGAUUCUUUAGAAAGAGUAGCCGCUUUAGCAACUCAACACCUCAUUAAUUGGUAUAAUAGAGAGGUAGUUGGUUGCUAGUAAGUAAGUUGUGUAUUUGAAUACGUAGAAAUUAGGUAGUACACAAGACUAAAAUAUUUUGUUGCCGAGAACCAUUUAUGCCACAGCCUCCAAAGUUUCCAUCUCCCAUAUCAAAUUUGACUGGAGAUACGAAGUUUAUGUUAGCCAUCUUAAAGAAGAUUGUAGGAUCGAUUCAGCUUUUGAUGUGGCCAUUGAUUCUGACUUUUGAGUUGCUUCUUGUAAUCUGUAACUUUGCUGCAUUAUGUUAUCAGAAGACAACAUUUCUCUGGCAGGUCUGUCAAAAAACAAGACACCAUUUGGUCA
Cucumis melo (muskmelon) is the source of this 1151-nucleotide messenger RNA. Its product is annotated as histone H3-like centromeric protein CENH3. The record is from RefSeq and is a predicted model, not a curated record. Gene Ontology annotation, cellular component: nucleosome. NCBI's taxonomy places the organism in Eukaryota, Viridiplantae, Streptophyta, Magnoliopsida, Cucurbitales, Cucurbitaceae. The transcript has 8 exons. Gene Ontology annotation, molecular function: protein heterodimerization activity; structural constituent of chromatin; DNA binding. The coding region runs from base 304 to 765 and encodes 153 amino acids.